AUGGCAGCCUCAUUGUCCUCUUCGGUUACCUCGCUGCAGUCGUCGCUGAAUCUGCUAGACAAUUCAAUCACUACCCUUGAUUCUGGUGUAAAUGACUUUCCGCGCCUUUGUAAAGUCCUUUCGACAACGCGACACUUUGAGCUCCUUCCCGAGCCAACACUGCGCGAAGCACAGCAGUCUCUCCUCGACGAGAUCACCCCCAGCAUUGCCCAUCUUCUGACGCUCUCAUCGAACCACGUUGAAAAGCUCGCACGUCGCGAGCAAGGCCUAAAAGCACGAUGUGACCUCCAGGAGGGAAGACUUUCUUCUAACGCAGAGGGUCGCUCCUCUGCUUCUCGCAGUCAAGCUCAAAGCAGUGCAUUGCGGGGUCGCGUGGCGGGGUCGAGCGCUGGCUCAUCGAGCAAUGCAGCAUCCAAAGCGGCAGAGUACAAAAGACUUGUACAGAAGAAAGAAAGACUCAAGUUUGCUGUUGAUCGACUCGAGCUGCAGAGCCAGCAGAAGCAAAGGCAGCUGAGGAAGAGUAUGGCCGUGCAGUGA
Molecule: messenger RNA, 537 nt
Organism: Penicillium olsonii
Lineage: Eukaryota; Fungi; Ascomycota; Eurotiomycetes; Eurotiales; Aspergillaceae
Source: the annotation of a GenBank genome assembly